AAUCCAAUCCAUCGACUCUCUGAUUGAGAAAACAGGCAAAGAGAGAUGUCUCAUUCUAACACCAAUCGGCAACAUGGCAACGCCAGGAAAAAUCCCAAAACCCAAAAGAUAUUCGUUCCCAAGAAUCCUCCUAACCAAACCCCUACGCCCACAUCCCUUUCUUCCUCCCUCAGGCAAUCCCUUUCGACGCAAACAGAUGCCUCAUCAUCUAGCAGUGGCGGCGCUACCUCAGCCUCCACGAGUAGGGUGCGGGGGGGAGAGAGCGGAGACUGGGUACCGAGCAGAAGAGGACCGUCUGGUCAUAGUGGCAAUUUCGUGAACUACUUGCCUCAAGAUGAGGCAGUGGCCGCAGGUCUCGGCGCCCAUGAAGGAGGACUGGAUCCAGUGGAGUCGCAGAGAGUGGUUGAUCUCUUGAAUAGAGAGUUGUCUCGUUUGCUUAAACUGACCCCAAGAGAGUUCUGGAAAGAAGUGGCUACGGAUACUUCUUUGCAUGAAUUUCUGGAUAGUUUCUUACAAUUUAGGAGCAGAUGGGAUCCGGGUGCUCGGGCUGCUGAUAGUCUAAGUGCAAAAGAUCAUGCAGUCCUUUUGCAGGAAAAGAAAUUACUUGACUUGCCCAAGUUAUUGGACAUAUCUGCCAUUUAUGGUCAUGAAAAUGAAGAUCUGACCAAAUUGCUGGUUGAGAAUGUGGUGAGAGCCCAGCCUACCAUUCAAGACAAUUUGGCUGGAGUAUUGUCUCAUUUCUUAAGUAUUAACCACACCAUGCAUCAGCGCUGCAGCUCAUCUUUGGAGGUCCUAUUUUCUUCUGGAAGUUGUGAAGACCAUGAGGCUAAGCAGCUUCACACGGAUUUUCUGGAGGUCAUGGACUUCAUCAAUGAUGCCGUUGUGUCCAUGGAUUCUUUGGUUGCUGCAUACAAACCUGCAGCUGUGUUCUUCUCCUGCUCUGCUGAAAUGAGUUAUGGGAAUGAGGAAUUGCUUACAACACUUGCCUGUUUGCAUGAUUCUUUGCUUCCAUCUUUACUACGAGGCUUUAGAAGUAUUUUGACUUCCAAAGAUGAAGGCAUGACAGAUAUUGCUAUAAGUUUAAAGAUGUUAUCUACCAGAAUUGUUAAAUUUGGUUGGAAACUGUUGGAUCUUUGCUAUCUCAGUGAUGAGGUUUUUGAAGGUGACUUUCCCAUUCCAUCAGUAACAAAAAUGUUUCCUGCCAAAGUAGAGGAUCCAUUCAUAAGAGCAGAUAUUCUGAUUCAAACUUUUAGGGAGAUUAAUGGAGUUUCACUGCAAUUUAUGGAGAACCAGAAUAGAGAUACUUUCCUUCAGGAUGUUGAAAAGAAACACAAUGUAAUAAGCAAACUUGAAAGCCUGCAGGAUAUUGGAUGGAUAUACAUGGAUGAUGAACAAUUUCAGUAUCUGUCUGGAAUUAUGAUCCAUUCAGCAAAAGGCAUUCCUCAAGAGCAAACCAUUGUGACAACCCCUCAGAUGAAUAAUAAAGUAAAGAUGGAUGAAGAUGCUGCAAUUGUGGUGUCUAAAAUCAGCCAAAUAAAGGAUCUAUUCCCUGAUUAUGGUCAAGGAUUCAUAGCUGCAUGUCUUGAAGUUUAUAACCACAACCAAGAAGAAGUUAUUCAGAGGAUUCUCGAGGGGACUCUUCAUGAAGAACUGAAGCACUUGGACCCUUCUUUGGAAACAAUGCCAUUGCCCAAGUCGUCAGCUUUGGGCAGAAAUGAAUCAAAUGAUAAAGGGAAAGGUAAGCUACUUGAUUCUGUAACUCUACCCUCUACCAAGGCUGUGGGCGCAGUUAGGGAACAUAAAGUUGGUGGGCCCUCCAUCUCAUCCUCAUCCACUGUAGGGAGAUUUGUUAGGAAGUCCAAAGAUGACUUGCCUGAGCAUGCUACUCUUGAUAGCAAGGAGGGAAAUGAUGCAGUAAGAAAAACUGCUCUGAUUGCUCAGUAUGAAUAUGAAGAUGAGUAUGAUGACUCUUUUGAUGACCUGGGUUUAAGUCUUGUGGAGUCAGGUUUUGAGGAAAGUGAGAUGCUAAAUGAGAGAUUUAGCUCAAAUAUUGGGAAAUCUGUGGGUUCAGAAUCUGAACCUUCAGCUAGUUCAAAAUGGGGUUCCAGGAAGAAGCCUCAAUACUAUGUCAAGGAUGGUAAAAAUUAUAGUUACAAAGUUGCUGGGUCAGUUGCUGUUGCGAAUGCCAAUGAAGCUUCAUUAGUUACUCAAGCUCAGGGAGAAUUAAUAUAUGGCCUUGGACGUGGUGGUAACCAUCCUUUGGGUGCAGUUAAGAAGUUGAUGGAGCAUCAGGAUCAGAACAGCCAGCCUGAUGUUUCUGAGACAGGAGGGAGAGGUAAUGUGCGAGAUCCCAGAGGCCGGGGAAAGAGGGGUGGGGGACAGCAAAGAGAGCCCCAUGAGGAGCAAGAUAAUCAAUUCGAGGGAUCUGAAGUGGUAGGUAGAGGGAACGUGGGAGGUCACAGGGGCAGGGGAAGAAGAGGAGGAGGAAGAAAUCACUACCGGAAGGAUAGGGCCAUGAGUAAGCACUUCUCUGGGUUGGGUGGUUAUUAGACAGGUUGAAGUGACACACUAGCACUAGCCACUUGCGUUUUGCUAUAAUGCUAUACAAAAAUUUCCCCCAAAACAAUAAGAUAAAUAUUCUACUGGAAACAACAAACGCCUGUAUGGUGAGUAUUCCCGACUCUAUGCCGGCAGCGCUUGUUUGUUAGAGUAGAUGGAUCUGUUCAAGUUUCAGAGUUCAACACAGAAAAAUUUUCAUUUUGCUUUGGAAACUUUAUUUUUUUUUUCCUGAAGUUUGUUUUGGUAAAGUGUUGAUCAUACUUCAUGAGGGUUUCUCCUUUGUCGGUUUGUCCUCUGUCUAAAUAGAAAAAUCUCUAAUGC
Rubroshorea leprosula is the source of this 2880-nucleotide messenger RNA. NCBI's taxonomy places the organism in Eukaryota, Viridiplantae, Streptophyta, Magnoliopsida, Malvales, Dipterocarpaceae. The record is from the annotation of a GenBank genome assembly.